This is a messenger RNA of Guyanagaster necrorhizus, 1926 nucleotides long. RefSeq lists its product as uncharacterized. The record is from RefSeq and is a predicted model, not a curated record. The coding region runs from base 1 to 1926 and encodes 641 amino acids. NCBI's taxonomy places the organism in Eukaryota, Fungi, Basidiomycota, Agaricomycetes, Agaricales, Physalacriaceae. The transcript has 3 exons.
AUGGAGACGUUUGGAAACGUUACCCCCUUCGCGCCCAAUCCCAUACAGACCAGGAAUGACUUGAAGAAAUUCCUUGUGGAUAUCCUCGACGCCCUUGAGAAGCACACUUCACCUGGUGGUGCCAGAGUUCACAUUGGCCAUACUGGAACGCACUACGACGAGGCUGCUGCUCAGUUGGAAGGUUUCUCUCGUCCCAUCUGGGGCCUCGCAUCAUUACUAUCGGGUGGAUAUGAAUACUCUGGUACCAUGCGAUGGGUUGACGGCUUGAAGAAUGGGACCGAUCCUGAUAACGAAGAGUUCUGGGGAGACAUGCGAGACAAAGACCAAAGGAUGGUCGAGUGCUCCGCCCUAGGCUUCGCUAUUGCUGUUGCUAAAGAGCAAUUGUGGGAUCCCCUCCCUCCAGAAUCCAAGGUCAAAGUCGAAAAAUGGUUAGGUGGUAUGAAUGACAAGGAGAUGCCCAAUACAAACUGGCUUUGGUUCCGCGUCUUUGCCAACCUGGGUUUAUCAAAAGCUGGCUCGACUCGUUUCAACGCGGAACGAAUGAAAGCUGACAUGGAUCAUCUCGACACAUUCUAUAUCGGCGAUGGAUGGUCUCGCGAUGGCCCAGAGGGUGUUGUCCAACUCGAUUAUUAUUCGUCUUCCUUUGCGAUUCAAUUUGCGCAGCUCGUCUACUCGAAGCUGCAGCAAGACGAAGAUCCCAUUCGAUGUGAAGAAUACAGGAACAGAGCGAGGCAAUUUGCUUUGGACUUUGUGUGCUACUUUGACGGAGAAGGUCGUGCGAUCCCCUUCGGCAGGAGUAUGACCUAUCGCUUUGCAAUGUCGUCCUUUUGGGGGGCCCUCGCUUUCGCCGACGUUGAACUCCCAGCUCCAUUGACUUGGGGAGUCGUCAAGGGUUUGCAAUUAAGGAACAUCAGGUGGUGGGCAAAACAGGCGGGGGCGUUCAAUGCCGACGGUACCCUUACCAUCGGUUUCUGUUAUCCCAACCACAACAUGACGGAGAACUACAACUCUCCCGGGUCUCCGUACUGGUGUUGCAAGUCCUUUGUAAUACUGUCUUUACCCAACAACCAUCCGUUCUGGGCAACAAAGGAAGAGCCUUACCCCCAGAUAUUGCUUGAGACGACCAAAAUUCUGUAUCAUCCACUGCAUAUUGCCACCACCGUUGGAGGGCACACCUAUAUUCUAUCAUCUGGCCAACAGUGCUCAUAUCCCAUCAAACAAGGACCGGCCAAGUAUGGGAAACUUGCUUAUUCCUCCGCCUUUGGAUACAGUGUCCCUGUCGGGAAUGGAACCCUGGAAGAAUUGGGGGGCGACAAUACGUUGGCUCUAAGUGAUGACAACGGAGAGACGUGGAAGUGUAGAAGAGACACAAGGGAGGCUAGGAUUGAGAGUGGUAAAUGGCUAAGGUCGAUGUGGUAUCCCUGGAAGGAUGUCCAGGUAGAGACAUGGCUGGUGCCACCACAGCAGAACUCGCCAGUGUGGCAUCUCCGUGUGCACAGGUUACGGACGGGGAGAAACUUAUUAUCUGCUGAAGGCGGUUUUGCGAUAUACGGACAGGGAAAGGACGGGAGAGCUCUGGGCAUCACGAUAGAUGGAGAGGCUUUUGGAACAUUUGAAAAGGGUGGCGAAGGUCGCGCGGCGUCUCGUGCUGGUGUUUCUGGCAUUGUUGAUCUGGGACAAUCCGGGAGAGUAGGACAGGUGCUGAGAACAGACGCGAACUCGAAUCUGAUGGUACCGAGGGCUGUUUUGCCAACGCUGCGGCAGAAUCACUUGGGCAGUGCGAAGAAUAUUUGGUUAGUCACCGGUGUAUUUGCUCUUCCAAGUGCUGGGGAUGAUGAAGGCGCAAGGAUCGGAUGGCUUGCAGGAUGGGAGAAACGGCCGGCGGUUCCUACAGAAAUAGCGACAUUAAUGCAGCGCGAAACUUAA